AUGUUUUCGUUUUGGCUAACUAUAAAAAUUCCGCUUUUUGGAUCACCUAAUUUUCGUUCAGGGGUUUUGUUCUUGUGGUUUUCCUAGAGAGGCCUUAGUUAACCCCCCCCCCCUUUUUUAGUCUUGUAGGGGGGUUUUUCUCAGCAGUUUAUAGAGUUCUUACGCUCAUACCACAUGGUAUCCGAGUAUUUUGGGAUGCACUUGGAUCCUUGUUUUGUGGACCACUUGGUCUUUUUUAUUACGCAAGGGCCACUUUGGCCCUUAGUGGUAAUAUUUUUCUGUGUUUUUCUUGGGACCACUUGGACCCAACCUUACCUUGUUUCACUACGUGUUGUAUUUUUCUGAUAUAUUUUUUCUUUGGUCAUUUUUGUCAUUUUAUUUUCUCUAUUUUUUGCUUCAGAUGUUAAAGCAGCUGCCAGUCGGAUGUUUGGCGUUUUACUUUGUGAGGAGUUUUGGCUCUCUGCCUUUAAUUCUUGAGCUGAUUACACAGUUAUUAAUUAUUGUAAAUCAUUUUGUAAGUUUAAAGCGUGGUGCUUGCAGAGCACUGGGGAGGUUUCUUUUCUCCCAGCUACUUCCUUCACAGUUUCCUUGUAUUUGUAUCAUUUAUUAGAAAAUUCGUUAGGUAGUUCCAUCAUUUACGGCGUUUUUUACGCUAUUAACUGGGUACAUAAGUUAUCAGGUUUUGAGAAUCCCAACCUGUGUGACAACUUUCUCGUCAGGUCUAUUGUUGAGGCUUCCAGUCGUGCUCCUCGUAAUCCUGUCAGGAAGGCGGAGCCCAUUACCCCAGAGAUCCUUGGCUUAAUUUUGCAGCAUUAUGGGGAAAGUAGUAACUUACUUGAUAUCUGGUUUGUCUGUAUGUGUUUACUCGCAUAUGCUGGCUUUUUCCGCAUUUCCGAGCUUUUAAGCAUUAGGAGAUCUAAUAUUGUAACUGAAGAUCUCUAUCAUAAGAUUUUUAUAGAAGUUAGCAAGACUGAUAGGUACAGAGAGGUUUCCUGGGUUUAUUUUGCCAAGACUGGCAAUUUUACUUGCCCUUAUACAUACCUUAUUAAGUACUUGGAAGCUGCCAGGAUUCCUUCUUUUUCUCAGAAUUUCAUUUUCAGAUCCCUACGGUACGACAAGGAUUUGAAGGGCAAUGUCUUGUCUUCAAAGCCCCUCACUGCUAGGUCCGAAGGAGCUACUUCCGCUGCUAAUCUGAAUGUUCCAGAUCGGCUUUUCAAAGUUCACGGAAGGUGGAAGUCAGAUUCAGCUAAAGACGGCUACGUCCACGAUAAAGUCGACUCGCGUCUUUAUGUUCCUUUGCACAUUGGAAUUUAA
Porites evermanni is the source of this 1314-nucleotide messenger RNA. NCBI's taxonomy places the organism in Eukaryota, Metazoa, Cnidaria, Anthozoa, Scleractinia, Poritidae. The record is from the annotation of a GenBank genome assembly.